CAACUUCUCACCCUUCAUCUUCUCGAGGUUAACUUACUAUCGGACAAACAUUCGCAACCAUUAACGAUAUACACACAUCAUGGAGAAGACUAACGGUACAGGCAACGACGCCGCCAUACUGCAGGAGAUCCUAGCCAGUCUCAAGACUAUUCAGCAAGAAAACACACAUCUUGCUGCUGCUGUGGAUGCCAUCAACGGUCGAGUCAACAUUCUUGCUGGUGUCAAGCAAGUCAAGGACCUGACGGUCGAUCCUGCUGCCGUGGAACGCAACAAGCAGCACCAAGUCGCCCCCGUCAUCUCGACCAUCACUCAAGAUGCUGCUUCGAGCCCCGAUCUUCCAGCUGUGCCUGAGUCCGGACGUAGAUCGAGCGUGACCUCUAAGAUCAUUCUCACAUCGUACCCGGGUCAGGCUGGUGUGGAUCCCCUGCCUAUGAAUUGGGGCAACAAGGACCCUUCUCUUCGAGGUCCAGUUGUCGUCUCAAGGAACCCAAGUUCCAUUCGCAGACGUAAUGCUAUCGGUGCUCAUGGUGGCUCUUAUGCUAUAUAUAAUGCUCUUGCUGUGGCAAGCAAGAAUCUCAAUACCGAUCACCGCCCGGACUUCACAAACACCGAGCCAGCUGCCAACAUCGGACCCUUCCCUCAGUGGGCGGACCCUAAGAAGAUUGUUGCAAUGGAUCCUCUGGGCCAUCUCGCUCCUUGGCUAUUCAAAGAUAUCAUCCAAAACGAGGAUGUUGACAUCAGACCUACUAUUGCUAUCACAAAGGCACACAUGAAGCUCCCGGAACUCGAGGAGAGUGUCAGAAACGGUAGGCUAGUACCAGAUGGCAAGAUCUGUCUGAAUGAGACUGGUGAGCUCGCGGUCACCAAGUUUGCUGUGGAGCCGGUUUGGUACCUGCCUGGUGUAGCCGAGCGUUUUGGUAUUGACGAAGGAACUCUCAGACGUUCCCUCUUCGAGCACACUGGUGGCUCAUACCCAGAGCUAAUCACUAGAGGAGAUAUCAAGACUUUCUUGCCUCCCAUUGGAGGUCUGACUGUAUACUGCUUUGGUGAUCCCGCAAAAAUGUCCGACCCAAACGUCAAGCUUGCACUACGAAUUCAUGAUGAGUGCAACGGCAGCGACGUGUUCGGUUCAGACAUCUGUACUUGCAGACCUUAUCUCACCUUCGGUAUCGAGGAAGCAGUUAAAGAAGCUCAGAACGGCGGAUCGGGCGUUGUCAUAUAUUUCCGCAAGGAGGGCAGGGCUCUCGGAGAGGUUACCAAAUAUCUGGUAUACAACGCAAGAAAACGUGGUGCCGAUCGUGCAAGCGAGUACUUCAAACGUACAGAGAACAUUGCCGGUGUCAAGGACAUGCGUUUCCAGGCUUUGAUGCCUGAUAUUCUGCACUGGCUCGGUAUUACCAAGAUCGACCGAAUGUUGAGCAUGUCGAACAUGAAACACGAUGCCAUUGUCGAACAGGGCAUUCCGAUUCACGAGCGGAUCGAACUGCCUGACGAAUUGAUUCCGGCCGAUAGUAGAGUUGAAAUCGACGCAAAGGUCCAUGCUGGCUAUUUUACAAACGGCAAGAUCAUGACGAUGGACGAGCUGUCGAACGUUCAAGGUCGCGCCUGGGAAGAUGUUGAUGUAAGUGUGGAAAGAACGAUUACGACAUACUGUAAUUCUGACCUCCUCUCUAGCACUGAUCCGCGUACGUAGAUGUCGUGAUUCUUUUUUCUUGUUGGUUUAUGCUCUGAAUCGACCUAGAAAUGCAUGCAUGACGGAGC
This is a messenger RNA of Aureobasidium pullulans EXF-150, 1761 nucleotides long. RefSeq lists its product as uncharacterized. The coding region runs from base 80 to 1693 and encodes 537 amino acids. The transcript has 8 exons. Gene Ontology annotation, biological process: riboflavin biosynthetic process. Gene Ontology annotation, molecular function: GTP cyclohydrolase II activity. The record is from RefSeq and is a predicted model, not a curated record. NCBI's taxonomy places the organism in Eukaryota, Fungi, Ascomycota, Dothideomycetes, Dothideales, Saccotheciaceae.